This is a messenger RNA of Panicum virgatum (switchgrass), 685 nucleotides long. RefSeq lists its product as uncharacterized. The transcript has a single exon. Lineage: Eukaryota; Viridiplantae; Streptophyta; Magnoliopsida; Poales; Poaceae. The coding region runs from base 252 to 506 and encodes 84 amino acids. The record is from RefSeq and is a predicted model, not a curated record.
AACUUUCCCUGCCGCGCGCGCCACGGCUCCCCCACCUCCCUUUCCUCUCCCCUUCUCCGACGCGGGCACGGCGGCCUAUAUAAGCCCGGCCGCCGGGGCGGGCAGCAAGCACACAACCAAACUGAACACCUGCAAGAGCGCACAAAGAGAAGAGAGGUCAAGGAAGAGGAAGGAGUCAAAAUUCCCAACAAGCAAAGGAGACAAACCUGCGAGCUGAUUUGAGCCGCUGCUACUCCUACCUGCCUGCGACCAUGGACAAGAUCCUGGCCUUCUCGAUCCUGAGCUCGUCGCCGGCGGACAUCUCCGCGAGCGGCUUCUCCACGCGGCUGUCGUGGAGGACCUCCGCCUCCGCCGGGAGCCAGAAGCAGCAGCGGCAGCCGGAGCAGGCGCCGAAGCAGCAGGAGGGGAGGAAGGCCGCGGAGCAGCGCCCGGCGCCGGAGAGGAAGGCGCGAUUCGCGCCGGAGUUCGACGGGAUCAACUGCUUCGAGUCCAUAGUCUCCUUCUGAGCCCGCCGGGGGGCGCACCGCGGCUCCCCCUUCCUGGUUCAAUUAAUUCAUCGCCUCGCUAAUUUUUUGGGUUUUGUUGCCGAGUGAAGCGGCGAGUGAGUAAUCUGUACAGAAGCUGUGUACCGCGCGCAAAGUCGAUCAAUGAAUGAUCAUACAAAGUUCCCUUGAUUCGAUACAAA